GGUUCGCUUGAAUAGAAAACACGCGGGCAGCUGGUUACAACAGAGGAGCGCGCAUCGCGCAGCGCAGGUUUGCGCACGGAGAGGACGUAGCUGCGACACUGGCGAGGCGAAAGGCGCGACUACAGGCGAUAAGAUGCGGUGAAAAGCUCCACUUUCCCCCCUCCUACGCAGGCUUCCUUUUUUUUUUUUUAAAUACCACGGAGGGCCAGGGUAGACGGAAAUUAAAAGGGAACGGGUCCAAGAUGAGUGCGGUCCAGGCUGGAGGCGAAGAGAGGGUGGAUAGCGGCAGAGGCAGCCUCACCGCCAACAGCGGCGGCGGCGGCGGCGGCGGCGGCGUUAGCGUCUCCCCGAGGCUCCAGCAGCGCGUUCAGCCCCCCAACAGCGGCAGCCGGACGAAAGAUAGCAAAAAUCAACAGCAGCAGCUCCAGCUCCUGCAGCAGAGGCAUCAUGGUGGGUCGAUGCUGAAGCAACCAUCCCACAAUGAGCCAGCUGACGUCGUGAGGCGGGCGCUGGACUUUAAGAGCCAAGGCACUCAGUGCUACAAGGAUAAGAAAUACAGAGAGGCGAUCGGCAAGUACCACCGCGCUCUGCUGGAGAUCAAGGGGCUGUGCAGGGUGCUGGGGGAUCCGGACCCCGGCCCCAAGUCCACGUCCACCCUCCUGCCGACCAUCAGCAAGUCCAGCACGCUGACGGACGAGCAGAAGGGGGCGAUGGAGAAUGCGGAGCUGGAGUGUUACAACAGCCUGGCUGCUUGCCUCUUGCAAAUGGAGCUGGUGAACUACGAGCGGGUGAAGGAGUACUGCCUGAAAGUGCUUCUCAAGGAAGGGAAGAACUUCAAAGCCCUUUACCGCUCCGGAGUGGCCUACUACCACCUGGGAGACUACCAGAAGGCCCUGUACUACCUGAAGGAGUCGAACAAACAGGAGCCAUCAGACACAAACGCCGUCCGCUACAUCCAGCUGACAGAGAUGAAGAUUCGCCGAAAUGCCCAGAAGGAAAAGAAAGAAGCGUCGUAAGCCGGCGCCUCACCUGUCAUGAGUUGCAGCCCCACUGUGUGCCACUCGGACCUUAAAAACUGCCAGAGGUCUUAUAGUGUGAAAUCAUAUUUGUUUAGCGGUUUUUUUUGUUUUGUUGCUUUGCACUGCAUACGGUUGCCAGUUGUUAAACUUUGUUGUGUAGGUUGGGUCUGUUGUUACGGAGGUUCCGGAAUUUCGUUUUUUUUAUGUUUGUCCUUCAGAAAAAGAAACCGCACCAAAUGCAUUUGACAAGAAUUUCUACACACUGCGCUUUAGCUCUUCUAAACCGAUGCACUGCCAGUCCCGACACAUCCGGGCCGACACCUGCGACGGAAACUGGAGCGACAAGUUUCACUGAAAGUCGGCACGCGCACGAGACGUGCUUCAAAUGCCUUCCUAAAAGUGAGCAGCAACCACCCUCACACCUCUCCCCUUACUAUUAUUUGAUUAUUUAAAAUUGAAAAUGUAAUUCAAAUGUUAUUGUCUUCUUGAUUAUAUCUGACUGUAAGAACACAAAAGGUGCUGUAAAAGCACAAAAGCAUCACGAAGCACACGGUUAUGGUACGACACCAGAUACAUAUCACACAUAUAGUAUGUAAAUAGGCUGUUAUGUAAAAUCCUGUGGAAAUCUAAAUGAAAAGGGAAACUGUAUGUCUUUAUUAAUGCCAAAACGAAGCACAUCACUCAACAUUUACUGUAUCUUAAAAUUCCUUAUGUGUAUGGUAAUAGUAUAUGUGUAAUAAACUUGUUUAAUAAUUACAAA
Molecule: messenger RNA, 1779 nt
Organism: Xiphophorus hellerii (green swordtail)
Lineage: Eukaryota; Metazoa; Chordata; Actinopteri; Cyprinodontiformes; Poeciliidae
Gene: ttc9
Product: tetratricopeptide repeat domain 9
Exons: 3
Coding region: 243-1016 (257 amino acids)
Biological process (GO): negative regulation of apoptotic process; protein folding
Cellular component (GO): membrane; mitochondrial envelope; cytosol
Molecular function (GO): protein folding chaperone; protein binding
Source: RefSeq, a predicted model, not a curated record